AUGGUGAUUAUGGAUGAACAAUAUAAUGGUAUCCAAUUGGAUCUUGGAGGACCACCAAAUAGCCAUGGCAAUCAUUAUGUCUUGCGGAAUGGUACGAUUCAUCAGAGUGGUGCAUUCCAAAACUCGACCAACAAUCUAAUCAAUGGUAUACAAAAUGUGGGUCACUCUAUUACGAAUGGUAUCCAAAAGGUGCCCAAUGAAAUACACUUGCUACGCGACCGAGUCUCCAACAAGGAUUAUUUCCUCAUGACCGAACAAAUCGAGAUGGAGGAACAUAAACGUGACCGAUUGAUUCAUUCGCCAACGACCAAGUCGAUCAGCUCCAAACAGCUACUAAAGCGACCACUAGGUAUCAAGGACAAUGAUACUGGUUUGGAAGAGACUUUUAACGAUCACAACUCGAAACAUCGGUUUCGGUCUUGGUCGUCUCCCUCGGUUCCUGUACCAAAAACUGAAGCAUCUGUUCAGUCGUCUGUUGAAACCAAAAACGUCAAAGCAUUGACACUCCCACGUGCCGGCACUCGAUCCAGUACCAAUCCUCACCACUUUACAUUGUUAAAGAAACAUUCAUAUAACCUAGACAAGGAAAAUGAAGGUAUCAUGGAAGUAGACGAAGAAGAAAGAGCUCAAGAAAUACUUGACGACUAUUAUUCAUCUGCUGUUGAAAUGGAUGAAGAUGAAGGAGAGGAAGAAGAAGAAGAGGAAGAGUUAACAAGAAUUCGAUCAAUGUCAUUAGGAUCCAACGACCAAGGAUCUGCUUCAUUAUCAUCAUCCUCAAUUGCAGUCGAAAAAUAUAAAAAGAUGCAAGUUACUUUGGAUGAACUUAAAGAAUGUCAAGAAAUUAUCGAUAUUGUAAAUAAUAAUAAUAAUAAUAACAACAAAAAUAGUAAUAAUAGAAUUAAACCAAUCAACACCAACAACAAUAAUAAUAAUAAUGAAAAAUCAAUUAUUAGUAAUAGUGGUAUUCUAGUUUUAGAAAGAACUAAUUCGACCAAUAGUUUGGACUGUAUGGCCGAUACUGAAUACCCUACUACCACUCCAACUCCAAACAUUUGUUAUACGACAAACCGACAACUAAAUACACCAUCACCACGAAACAUGUCUUGUGGGUCACCAACCCAUAGUACUACUACUGCAUCAUCAUUACCAUCUUCACCUCGGUCGACAUCUCUUUUAUCCAUUACAUUUUCCAAACCUACCAACAGUGCCAUUAGCAAUAUUAGUAUUGUCAAGGCCAAACCAACCCCUCCACCAAGAUCCCCGGCCUCGCUACUAAAGCAUUCCACUGGGUCAUCAUUGGCUGUACCAACAAUUACCACCACCUCUGCAUCAUCGUCUCCGAAUGGCGCAGGUAGCACCACCACCACCAUCUCUCCAUCUCCAUCACCAUUGUCAUUGUCGUCUAACAACUCUAUCAAUAAUAAUAAUGGUCGUUCAUUAACUCCAACAAUGAUGCAACAACAUCAACCUCAUCCAUCUCGAAAUCAACUAUCAAUGUCUUCACCCAAGAUUAUUAUAAACAAACAUCUUGUAAGAUGUGAUAGUAACGGUAGUAUAUCAUCCUCGACAUCUAAAUCAAACGAACAAUCUCAAUCCCAAUCCCAAUCAUCUUCUCCAAACCUAUCACCAAAGAAAGCAACAAAGACUAUUGCUCUUUCCAAAUCAAAGAGUAGUAGUAAUGUUCCAACAAAUACCCAAAAAUCAUCAAAUAGUGGAAGUGGUAGUGGUCAACAUAGUCCAUUGGCUCCACAAUCACUUUCUUCAAGUGGUACAAAUAUUGCUUUCCAAAAUGAAUUAAAAUUACAUUUAAAAGCAAAAGAAGAACGUAGAUCAUCUAUUUCAAAAUAA
This is a messenger RNA of Cavenderia fasciculata, 1848 nucleotides long. RefSeq lists its product as uncharacterized. The coding region runs from base 1 to 1848 and encodes 615 amino acids. The transcript has a single exon. The record is from RefSeq and is a predicted model, not a curated record. Lineage: Eukaryota; Evosea; Eumycetozoa; Acytosteliales; Cavenderiaceae.